Onychostoma macrolepis is the source of this 1682-nucleotide messenger RNA. It is a transcript of the gene chrng, whose product is annotated as cholinergic receptor, nicotinic, gamma. Lineage: Eukaryota; Metazoa; Chordata; Actinopteri; Cypriniformes; Cyprinidae. Gene Ontology annotation, biological process: regulation of membrane potential; nervous system process; monoatomic ion transmembrane transport. Gene Ontology annotation, molecular function: transmembrane signaling receptor activity; acetylcholine-gated monoatomic cation-selective channel activity. The transcript has 12 exons. Gene Ontology annotation, cellular component: neuron projection; postsynaptic membrane; synapse. Bases 49 to 1674 code for a protein of 541 amino acids. The record is from RefSeq and is a predicted model, not a curated record.
GGUGCUGGAAAGUCCUUCUUCACUAAUGCUGCUCUGAGGAUAUUAGACAUGGAUCCAAUCUCUUCUACAAAAACCAUCUGGUUAUGGAUGCUUCUAUCAUUCUUAUUCUCAGAUGUGUUCUGUAAUCUAGAAGGAUCUCUGCACAGAGAUCUAAUGGUGGGAUACAACAAGAACAUACGACCUAUGGAGAACCAUGGUGACAUCACUGAUGUGAAGAUCAAGAUGACCCUCACAAACCUCAUUUCUCUGAAGGAGAAAGAAGAGACCCUCACUACUUGCGUUUGGAUUGAGAUGAAAUGGCAUGAUUAUCGACUCCGCUGGGCUAACAGGACAGGGUUUGAGGUCUAUGAGAACAUCACACGCAUGCGUCUUCCCUCUAAAGCUAUCUGGCUGCCUGACAUCGGCCUGGAGAACAAUGUGGAUGGGCAUUUUGAGGUGGCGCUCUACACUAAUGCUCUGAUAGAUCCUGAUGGUAGCGUGGUCUGGUUGCCCCCUGCCAUCUACCAAAGCUCUUGUGCCAUCAAAGUCAACUACUUCCCUUUCGACUGGCAGAACUGCAGCAUGGUGUUCAGGUCGGAGACGUAUAAUGCCAAUGAAAUUAAACUGAUGCUGUCAGACGAAGACAACGUCACCAUGGAGUGGAUUGAGAUUGAUCCAGAAGCUUUUACUGAGAAUGGGGAAUGGGUUAUUAAGCACCGCCCUGCUAAGAAGGUUGUGAACAAGCGAUACAGCCCAGAUGAUUUGGAGUACCAGGAGAUCAUCUUCUUCCUCGUCAUCCAGAGGAAACCGCUGUUCUACGUCAUCAAUAUCAUUGUGCCCUGUGUCCUCUUCUCAUCUCUUGGGCUGCUCGUCUACUUCCUGCCGGCCAAAGCUGGAGGACAGAAAUGUACUAUGACCAUUGCAAUCCUGCUUGGUCAGACUGUCUUCCUGUUCCUUAUUGCCAAGAAAGUGCCAGAAACUUCCCAAGCUGUUCCUCUCAUCGGAAAGUAUCUGAUGUUUGUGAUGUCGGUGACCACAAUAACUGUGAUGAACUGUGUGGUGGUGUUGAACGUUUCUUUGCGGACUCCAAACACACACCCCAUGAGCAACACCAUCAGAAAGGUCUUGUUGAACAUCCUUCCUCGUCUGCUGAGGAUGACGAUGCAGCGCUGGACACCUGAGCAGGAGGAAGGGGAUUUUAAACUGUUUGCCCUGGGCAACGGCACCCCGCUUCGCCGCAGGAGACGAAGCUCUUUGGGAUUAAUAGCAAAGGCUGAUGAAUACAUGUUCAGAACAGCACGCUCAGAGCUGAUGUUCAGUCGGCUGAAGGAGAGAAAGGGGCUGCUGAAGAACACUUUAGAGAAAAUACAAAACAGUCUGGGAGGGAACACGGCACAGGAUCUGGAAUUCAGUUUGGCUUCAGCGUCACCAGAAGUGCAGCAGUGUGUGUCUUCCUGUAAACACAUUGCGGAAAGUGCCAAGCACCAAAAUGACUUUCAAAGUGAAAAUGAAGAAUGGUUUCUGGUUGCCAGGGUGAUUGACAGGAUGUGCUUCAUCGUCAUGGCACUGCUGUUUAUACUGGGCACCAUCGGAAUCUUCCUGAUGGGACAUUUUAACCAGGCACCAUCUCAGCCAUUCCCUGGAGACCCCAAAAAAUACCUGCCUGAAAUCUCACCUGGAGACAUCACAGGCUGAACGCAAGU